Diorhabda sublineata is the source of this 5227-nucleotide messenger RNA. RefSeq names its product leucine-rich repeats and immunoglobulin-like domains protein sma-10. Lineage: Eukaryota; Metazoa; Arthropoda; Insecta; Coleoptera; Chrysomelidae. The transcript has 2 exons. Gene Ontology annotation, molecular function: protein binding. The record is from RefSeq and is a predicted model, not a curated record. Bases 355 to 1146 code for a protein of 263 amino acids.
AGUACGAAAUUAGACAUAAAUAUUGAAGCUUAUAAGUCGUUGAUAACCUUAUUUAAAUAUUUAUGAAGCAAAGUUCCAAUUGAGGAUGCAGUUUUUUUUUUUCGAAUACAAUCCACAAACAAUAGCCAUAGUGUUGUGAACAGUGUACGGCAGCGUAUUUGAAAUACGUAUUAUAAGACCUUUCAACCUCGCGUAUCGUUUAGGUGCUAAAACUGUCGAUAAUAAUUUUGAAUCAAAAUGUUUUUAAAAUUUAACGCUAUCUGGUGACGCAACUGGAAGAUAAAGUUAAAUGUUACCAGAAGACAUAACAGUAUACAUGUUUUACCAAAAGUGGUGGCGUUAAAACAAGGAAAAAUGGAUUUAUGUGCAAUUUUUUUUGUAAUUUCUCUAUGCAAACUGUCAACAUCAGUACCAUCAUCCAGACCAGAGAAUACUACGGAGGUUUUAGAAACUACGACACAGAUGCCAUGUUUCAUAAUCGAAAUGGGAAAAUCUUUGACGUCGAUUCCGAGAGGUGCACCGCACGUUAAAGCAGUUAACUAUGGUUACAAUAUUUUCUACAGCCUGCCUCAGUACGCUUUUUCAUUCAACAAUUUCGUGCUACUAGAAAGAAUCCAAUUACAUCAUAAUCAACUAACCAGCAUUCAUCGGAAGGCUUUUAGACAAUUAGAUCAAUUGAAAUCGGUGGAUCUGUCCGGGAAUAACCUCACAACAUUGGACUUAUAUACGUUCAAAACUAAUACGAAUUUGGAAAAAUUAGAUCUGACUUCGAAUAAAAUCCGUUUUAGAAACAAACCCUUCCUAUAUUCUACAUCUUUAGUAACAUUAAUUUUGAGUGAUAAUAGAAUAGAACAAAUUUUCGUAAAUAAUUUUAGUAAAUUACCAAAAUUGAGAAAUUUAGUUUUAAAUUCCAACGUAAUUUUUUUUAUAGCCGACUGCAGUUUCGCGCCAUUGAAAGAUCUUGUAUAUUUAUCAUUAGCGCAUACAGGUGUCUACAGAUUGAGUACAGAGAUGUUCUCAAACAGUAGCUACCCCAGAAUAAUCGACGUCACGGAUUCCCCAUUAGCUACUAAAUUUAAUCCGCCGUUGAGAAAAGUUAAAAACGAAGGUGUGAGAGAUUUGAUUAAUAUCGAUAAAUAUUUUUGAAAUAUCAUAGUACAAGUCUUCAUAUUGAAGAUUAUAUGGACUAUUAUGUUUUCCAGACAAUGUGGUACCAUUGUCAACGACUGAAUAUGUUUUUGUAAUGCCUCAGAAAGAGUAUUAAUUGAAUGUUUAAACGAAUGGAGAAAAUGUAUGUUUGUACUUGUUGAUUUUUUUAUAUUUAUGUAUAAAAAGGAAAAAGAAUAUUAUAAAAAACUCGCAGAAGCGUUGGUGAAGAAAUACUAAGACUGGGUGCUUUCAAAGUAAUUUAAAAGAUUCGCUAACAUCAAAAAAAAAUCGUCGAAGAAUUGUAUUUAAAAAAUGAACUUUGAAGUGGAAGAUUUCUAGUUUUGUUCUUAGUAACACUACAGAUUUUCAAAAAUUGUCGUUUCAUACAUUAAGAUCUACAAUUAAAUGACAAGAUUCUCCAAUCUACGAGUACGUAGAAACCUGUAGAAGAUCAAUUUAUUAUUGACGUUAAUAAUAUUAGAAAUAUUUUCAAAUGAAAUCUGUUGUAUCCGAAUCGAAUUCAAAAUGUUUACUUUUCAAUUAUUUCUUUCUUUUUAUAUAUUAUUGCUAUUUGUUUAUUCAUAAUAUAAGUAGGUAGAAAUUUACUUCCAUUCUCUUAUAAAUUAUACAUUCCAAUAAAAAUUUUUUACAUCAACAUAUUAAUUUAGAAAGACACUUGAUCACACCACGUGAAGAAGUUAUUAUACCAGUAUUUUCUCAUACUUUUCCUAAUGUCCCUUUUCUCUAUUUACCUCUAUCUUGCACUCCCUGUUUAGCUCGUCUCUAUUCAGUCUUCUUUUCUCCAGGUUUUUUGCUACUUCGCCAUUACAUUCCCUUCUGGCUCUGCCCUUUCUCUCUUUUUUUUAUUGGACUAUUUUGUCCUCCUUCAUUUUCACUUUAUGUCUAAACCAAUCCAAACUGAUGUUGUUCGAUUUUUUGCACCGUACUCAACACGUUUAGUAUCUUCAUUUCACAUGUCGUUAUUGUUUACUAGUUAGAACCUAGGAUUCGCAACCAUAUAUUGGUAGUAGUACUGAUUCAUAGAUUUUCAUUUUUGUACGUUAUGUUAUUAGCUGAAGAAUACUCUGUACAUAACUCCAUAUGUAGAUAUUAUUUUAUUUACCAUGUCGACUACAUCUUCGUCUAUUUCAUCUGGACUGAUGAUUAUCCCUAGAUACUUUAUACUGUUUACGCAAUUCUUGUAUUUGCACAGUUAUUUUCUUCCAUAUUAGUUCCAAAUCUAUGUUUUCUGUUCAAUUCCCACUGCCUUCCCAUGUCGUAGUUUCCUAAAAUCCCUUUCUUGUGGGGAUAUUACCUUCUUAUGAGGAUUAUGUUAACAUAAAAAACUUUUGUUUGAUAAAAUCCUGUAGCUUCUACGAGGACACAUCCACGCUUCUGCAGAUUUCCUAUCUAAAGCAUUUUUUCGUGGGUUUGUAUAGGAAUUCCGUUCUAUAUCUUCACUCUGCAUUAUCUGCUUUACCCAGCCUUUUUAGUAGUUCCUGAGAAAGCGAUGAAAAGAUAUCAUAUUUUCGUUAAGAAUCAAAUAUCUCUUGUUUUGCAAACUUUUUUUUCUUACUUCCAUACCAUUGAAAGUUUCUGAUCCACUGAAAGGUUUUUUUGCUUCUUUGUAUGUUGACCAAAGUCACUGCAAUCAUUUGAUUCUGGACGCGAACAACUCCUGCAUGGAUUACGGAUUGGGUAUUUAGAGAAAGAAGUGAACAUUGGAAAUCAGUUAUUUACAUCUAAAACUGUCAUGUUUGAAUGGAAAUGAGAAAAAAAUAAUAAUUAAUACACCAUAAAAUUACAAAAUGAAAUUGACUUGACAGUAAAGCUUCUGUAUACCUAUAAUAUUAGUUAUUACGACGCAUAUAAAAAACCUGCGGAUUUCACAUGAUAAAAACUAUUUUGCAUGCAUAAUGUACUUUUGUCAUAUCCUCUAUCGUCCAUAAAGUGAAUAUUGAAACGAGUUUUGCAUGUUAUUGAUUAUUCUGCUACUUCCUGUUGAGAUGUAAACACCUCUUGCUUAUCUAAUAACGCUAAGUAAGAUUUUUGAUGAAUACUAUAAUUUAUGAGUUGAUUUAUUGUUUUAGUUUCAUAUUUUUUUGCAAAAAUUUACCGGAAAUUUAACGUUUUAUAUAAUUUGAAUGUAAACUAUUACCCAAAAUACAUAACAAAGGACUCAACAGAUUUUCUUACACGGUUUCUAUACCACAGUUAAAAGUUUAUUUAUGUAGUAAUCAGCCAGAAACAUUAAAUGAUUAGUCACGUUUAGUUUUAGAAAUACUUAUUCAACAAUGAAAUAAUCAUGAAUGACAAAUUUUGAACUUCUUUCUAUAGUUUUCCAGAUCAUUUUCCCAUGUCGAUUAAGAUACCUCCAAAACAUGUGAUUUCUAGGCAUCAAUCGCUUCUUCAGGUGUAGAAAAACUUUUUUAUUUUAUGACCCAUCAAUUCGAUGUUUUGGCUGUUCGAAAACGUUUUUGUUUGAACUGAUGUGUGAUAGAUCGCAUUGUCGUAGUGGAAAAUGAUUCGUCUCCUGCGAUUGGUAUACCUGAUUCUUCUGCUAAGCAGAUGUUGGUGAACUAUCCAGAAUUAACCGUGCUCCAACCACUUUUGUACGAUUUAGCUCGUCUUGAAAGAUCCAUCAUUUUGCCAUUGAACAUGUAUGGGAUAUUAUUAAGAGGAAACUGUCCAGUUUAUGCGACACUGUACUGAUUUUGGCGCAAAUUAUUCCAAGAAGUUAAAGAGCUACAAUCAGACGUACAAGAUUUUGUUUUAUUGGUACCUUGGCUUGUCCAAGGAUUGCUUUCUUUUUAGAACACAUGUUGAUAAAAUUCUGAUUAUAUACAGCGGGUGUAUAGUCGUGGGACAUCCACAAAAUAUGAGAUACUGAACGAAUUAUCUAAAUAUACUGAAUGUUUAUCAUAAAAUUAGUUCUACAAAAAACGAGGAGACCGCUUAUUUGAUUCCUUGAUUCGUUGUAUUGCAAGCAACAAAUUAUAUCUUUUAUAGUAUGGUCAAAUUGUAAUAACUGACAUUUUUUAAUUAACAACAUGCUUCACUGUGAUAUUAAGUUGAUGUUUUCCUAGAUAUACAUUUUAGACUUUCCACCUACUGCACAGCUUGUGAAAUUUCAAAUUCACGCGCAAUAUGCAAGGAUGGUUCAAUAAUAAACCAGAAUUUUGCUAUAAAAAAUUUCAUUAUUAAGUUACAAAUAUGAAAUUCUUUAGAGUUUUUCUUAAUAGUCACAGUUUACACACUUUUUCAACUUUUCAGGAAACUUUAUGAUCCUUUUUCAUAAAUAUUUCUCGGUUAGUCACGUUACCAUUUGCGCACGAAGGAUUCUACUUUCGCAUGGCUUUCGAAUUGUAGUUUCAAUGGACCAAAUAAAUAUUAGUGACAUGGCCAUAAAUCGGGACUAUAAGAAGGGUGUUCUUCGCAUUUGGUACAGCUUCAAUUUUCCAAAAUUAGUUUUUCUGCAGCGUUUUCGUUCUCAUUGGAAACAAUUGUUUUGAUUUGCAUCGAGUACAGCCAUUAUUUAUUUGAACCACUCUCGUAAAUUGCUUUAUAUCUUGAUUACCUAGUACCAUAAUGGUUUAUUACAAUUUGAGCUGCUAAAUACAGUUAACAAUGUUCCUAAAUAUAUUUUCAAAAAAGUAAAAUAUAUCAAACUCCAAUCCGGUUUUACCCUUUCAUAUUUGAAUCAAGUGUAUGUUUCGGAUCGAUUUCAAACUAGUGUAAUAACAAAUAAUCAACCUUUAAUCGCUUAGAUUUUAUUUCUCUGCCACCUACUGGAACUUUUAAAGAUUAUUAAAGAACAAACCAGGUUGUAAAAUAAUUAUUGCGCAUGAUUUUUACAAUUAAAACAAUCUGAACUGUUUCUGUUUCAGAUCACUAUUUGAGGACAAACUGCUUAUUGCAUGUUUAGUUUGUUAGACUAUUUAUAUUUUUCAACUUGGUUAAAUGUUUGUUAAAAUUCGAUAUGUUUUACUUUUUAUUUAUACCUUUUAAUUAAUCUAAUCUUAUAUGUACGAAUGUACCUGAUUAAUUAACUGUUUUUUAAUAAAGAUAUAUAUAAGAA